Messenger RNA from Nicrophorus vespilloides, 9178 nucleotides. RefSeq names its product ankyrin repeat domain-containing protein 17-like. Gene Ontology annotation, molecular function: RNA binding; protein binding. The transcript is spliced from 12 exons. The record is from RefSeq and is a predicted model, not a curated record. The coding region runs from base 93 to 9083 and encodes 2996 amino acids. Gene Ontology annotation, biological process: innate immune response. Gene Ontology annotation, cellular component: cytoplasm. NCBI's taxonomy places the organism in Eukaryota, Metazoa, Arthropoda, Insecta, Coleoptera, Silphidae.
UCGGAAGCGAGUGAGCAAGUGUCCGAGUGCGCCGAGCCAGGAGGAAUCGCGAAUACGGUGCGACAGUGUUUGGUUCGAAUGCCGGUGCAAAAAUGCAGAAUGUAGCACAAGGUACGGCCGCAGAUAAUCCGAAAAUAGAUAAAGUGAACAGUCAAGUUGUCCAGCAGCAGCACCAGCAGCAACGGCAGCAGCAGCAGCAGCGCGAUAACUUGCCGUCGACUCCCAUCGUCAACCACCAAUCAUCGGCCGCAUCGAGCCCGACGGAAACCUACUCGGAGCACAGGCAAUUCAUGUCUGAUACCUCCGAAAGCGAAGAGGACAGCGUCUCCGAGGUGGAGUCAUUUGUGAUAGAUCAAGAGUACGAAGAGGAUCCCCAAGUAGAAGCUGAGAAGUUUCUCUUAAGUCAGGAAAAUAGAUCGGUCGAUCCGGAGACCCAAGCUCGUUUGGAGGCACUACUCCAGGCAGCAGGAAUUAGCCAAUUGGCUACGAAGGAUGGUAAACAUCUUGCCGAUCCUGAAGUAUUGAGAAGACUCACUUCGAGCGUGUCCAGUGCAUUGGACGAAGCGGCCGCAGCGUUAACGCGUAUGCGAUCUGAUACAUCGACGCACGUCCAAUUAGCAGCGUCAGCAGCAGCAGCAGCGGCAGCAGCCGUAGUUGCAUCCAAGCAACAACAAUUGCAACAGUUGCAGCAGCAGCAACAGCAACAAGAACAGACCUUAACGAUAGAGGAUCAGGAGGAGCAGGAACAACAGCAGCAGGAACCUGAAGAAUCGGCUUCGUCGCAGCCACAACCAACUCCGCAGGCGCAGCCAGUGGUAGUAGAGAAGACGCUGUCGUUAGUGGAAGCUUGUACGGAUGGUGAUGUUGGUACAGUGCGUAAACUGUUGACUGAAGGAAGAUCAGUGCACGAAACGAGCGAAGACGGAGAGAGUUUGUUGUCUUUAGCUUGUAGCGCAGGCUAUUACGAGUUAGCACAAGUACUAUUGGCGAUGCAUGCGAACGUGGAAGACCGUGGUAUCAAGGGCGAAUGCACGCCCUUGAUGGAAGCAGCGUCCGCAGGACACCUAGACAUUGUUAAGCUAUUGGUGGCCCAUGGCGCCGAUGUGAACGCUCAGUCUACGUCCGGAAACACGCCCCUCAUGUAUGGUUGCGCCGGCGGCCAUCAAGAUGUGGUGAGGUUUCUUCUGGGAAAUGGAGCCAGUGUGGAGGAUCAUAAUGAAAAUGGACACACACCUUUAAUGGAAGCGGCGAGCGCAGGACACGUAGGCCUUGCGAUGAUCCUUUUGGAGAACGGCGCCGGCAUCAACACGCACUCCAACGAGUUCAAGGAGUCUGCCCUGACGCUUGCAUGCUACAAAGGUCACCUGGAAAUGGUCAAGUUUUUAUUGGAAGCAGGCGCUGAUCAAGAGCACAAGACCGAUGAAAUGCACACCGCCCUGAUGGAGGCGUCGAUGGACGGUCACGUUGAGGUGGCCCGUCUGCUGCUGGACUCGGGUGCCCAAGUCAACAUGCCAACAGACAGUUUCGAAUCGCCCCUAACGCUCGCCGCUUGCGGUGGCCACGUGGACCUCGCCAUGCUCCUUAUCGAGCGAGGCGCUAACAUCGAAGAGGUCAAUGAUGAGGGCUACACCCCUCUCAUGGAGGCCGCUCGAGAAGGGCACGAAGAUAUGGUGGCUUUACUUUUAAGUCAAGGUAAUUUACAAACCAAUACGGAUUAUAAUACUUUGCAACAAAAUAUUAUAAUUUUAGGUGCAAACAUAAAUGCGCAAACUGACGAAACUCAAGAAACUGCUCUUACGUUGGCAUGCUGCGGCGGUUUCACCGAGGUAGCCGACUUUUUGAUAAAGGCCGGUGCCGAUAUCGAAUUGGGCGCGUCCACUCCGCUCAUGGAAGCGGCGCAAGAAGGCCACCUGGAACUUGUGAAAUACCUUCUGGAGAACAGCGCUAAUGUGCACGCCCAAACGCAGACGGGCGACACCGCUCUGACCUAUGCAUGUGAAAACGGCCAUACAGACGUCGCCGAUCUGCUCCUGCAGUACGGUGCUGAUUUGGAGCACGAAUCCGAGGGUGGCCGCACCCCCUUGAUGAAAGCAUGCCGUGCCGGACAUCUAUGCACCGUCCAAUUCCUCAUCUCCAAGGGUGCGAAUGUCAGAAGGCAGACCACCAACAAUGACCAUACCCCUCUUUCACUGGCAUGCGCCGGUGGACAUCUACCUGUCGUCGAACUGUUACUGGCACAUCGUGCAGAUCCCAACCACAAGCUAAAGGAUAACUCAACUAUGUUAAUAGAAGCGGCGAAGGGUGGACAUACGAAUGUUGUGCAGCUAUUGCUGGACUAUCCGCAUUCUAUGAUGUUGAACCAUCAGCCGACAGCGGUGGUUGCAGCUGCGGCCGCCGCUGCGGCAUCAUCCACAGCGGCUACCAAUCUAUCUAUGUUGCCGGGUCAGGUUGGUAGCCGCGAUUCGCUAACUUCCAUUAACUUGUUUAACCCGGCGUCCGAUUUCUCUCCCGCCGUCCUCCAAGAGGUCCCCGAAGCUGUGCGCAUCAUCUCACAGAUGGACGUGCAGAAUGCGGCGGCAGCGGCUGCAGCAGCGGCUUACGCCAGUACGAGCACAACAACCACCACCAUCAUCAACAGCGUCGCUACCACUACCAGCGUUUCCCCGAACAUCAGCACCACCGCAACCACGACGACAGCGACCGGCCAGAGGAAGUGCAGCCGACCAUCGCCAGCAGGAACGAGCGCCAACACCGUCUCUACAGUGGCCGUCCCGGUGUCAACUCCAGCUGCAGUUGCUCCCGUUUCCUCCAUCACCAACAUCUUCGAAGGUGACAGCGGCGGCAACAGCGCGAGCGGCGGUAGCAGUCUGACGUCAGCCGAGGCUCAACAGGCUGCCAUGGAAUUCCUUGCCAAGCAGGAUCCCGAGAACUUCGGCGAGAACAGGAAGAGCAUUCUCGCAUACGUCAAGAAUCGCAAGAAGAACAUCCCGUCCACCUCCGGCGAGGGAAGCUCCCAGAAGAAGCAACUGAUCCUUGAAGAACUACAUCGAGUGGACAGGGAGUUCCACGGGAAGCAGCAGACCCACAACAAUAUGCUGUUUCAGUACGGACUGAACGUUCCACAGGAUGAUCCAGUUGCGGCGGCCGCUUCCUCCGCAGCGGCGACUGCUACAACACUGCCCCCAUCACCACCACUCAACAUUGACAUAGCAGGCAUGCAGCAGAAGGCGGGCGCCUUCUCCGGAAGUAACGCCUUCUACACAAGCACUGCCUGUCUGCAGCAGACGCCCAUUAAGCUUGCAGCCGAUUCUUUUGCCCCGCCGAGUAGUAAUAAUGCCAACCAACAGCAAGCUUUCUAUUUUGCCCCGCUCACUAGUUCUUCAACCGUGGGCACCUCAUCGAACGCUAGCACCGUCACGCAGCCAAUCAAGUUUCAAACUUCUCCACCACACGCGGAAGUUAGCCAGAAUACAGCUAUUAGUGAUCGACCAAAAGUGAAGCCAGUCUCGAAAAAGGAAGGCAAGAAUCUAAGAAAACUCUACAACCCGCAACAAGUUUUCAUUCCUCCUCCUCAACAACAACAGCAGCAGCAGCAGCAAGUUGAGAAAAUACAAGAAACUCUGCAGGGCUUAGAUUUGGACAACCUAGAUCAGGAACCUUUUGUGCUCAAGGAGGAAGAUGCCACAUCCGCCGCCAACCAGGACAGUAUGCUGACUGCCUCCAUUCUCCAACAAUUCCACAGCUCGCCACAACAGGGCGUCAUCAGGGCUGAGUUUGUUCCAACUCAAGUACCCGGCACCAGCGAUCCCAAGAAUGCUCAGCAACUGCAGCAGCGUAAAACCGAUGUGGAGUUUGAUCAUGUUAUUAAAGAGGCGACCAAGCUCAUGGAGCGCAGAGCCAAAUUUAUGCGAGAGGACGAAGACGUAAAGAAUCUCGAGUGUUACACCAUCAACGACGUGACCGAACAGCAAAACAACCUACAGGUUAAUCCAUACAGCGCAUCAUUGGACGAAAAUAUGAUUGCUACUUUGGCGAUACAGCAAGAUUUGAAAGAUAUGACCGGAGACGUGUCCCGAGUAGAGUACUUUGCAGUUCCCAACAACGGUGCUCAACUUCCCGUUCAGCAAUCCUUUGAGACUUACGAGCAUCUUCUCCAAGUAGGAAAUCGAGGAUAUCAGGCGGGAUUCCAAGCGGGUAUCAGCUUGAUGCAACGCACUUUAGCAUGUCCAAAUGCCGCAUCACCAUCCACGACUGAAGCGAUCGCGGCGCCGCCUCCGCCACCGCCGCCCGUCACCAGCAGCCAAGCUGCGUCGCCUUCGUGCACCCACUCCUUGGUACAGACCACUACUCAUCACUGCGAAGUGCCGUGCAGUCAACACUCUGUUGCUGUCGCUGCUCCCACUAGCACCCAGAAUCCGACGAACGUAGCAACGGUUCAACAGCCCCAGGUAUCCCACCAGGUGCAAGCAGCUACCCAGACCGUGGCGGAUAAGAAGAACAAGUCUACCGUGGUACAGGAAAACCUCAAGAAGAAGGGGGGUCGUCUGGUGUUCAGACACCAGCCUACCUCUAGUAAUAACGUCGCGCCAGUCGUUAACAACAACCAGCAGCAGCCGUUCCAAAAUAAUCAAAACUACCAAAUCGAUCCUAACUCAGCCAUCACUCAGUACGGUUCAACUGCAGCCAGCCAAUAUGCCAAUGCGGUUGUCUCCACGGCUACGGCUGCAUCGCCAUCUGUACCUCCGGUCAACUUUUGCAUGGAUGUGGAUUCGGAGACGGAGAGUAAUCAUGACACCGCUCUCACACUUGCCUGUGCUGGAGGCCACGAGGAGCUCGUUGAGUUGCUUAUUGCUCGUGGUUCUAAUAUUGAGCAUCGCGACAAAAAGGGCUUUACUCCUUUAAUACUUGCGGCCACUGCAGGCCAUGAGAAGGUUGUUGAGAUCCUCAUCAAGAAUGGUGCUGAAAUCGAGGCCCAAUCCGAACGCACCAAAGACACGCCCCUGAGUUUGGCAUGUUCUGGAGGCCGUUACGAAGUUGUGGAGAUUCUUUUAAACAAGAGUGCAAACAAGGAGCACCGCAACGUUUCCGAUUAUACUCCACUGAGUUUGGCCGCAUCCGGCGGCUAUGUGAACAUCAUCAAGUUGCUGUUAAACCACGGGGCGGAGAUUAACUCUCGCACCGGUAGUAAGUUGGGUAUUUCGCCAUUGAUGUUGGCCGCAAUGAACGGACAUACGUCUGCUGUUAAGUUGCUCCUAGACAUGGGAAGCGACAUCAACGCGCAGAUCGAAACGAACCGAAAUACCGCACUGACCCUCGCAUGCUUCCAGGGAAGGCACGAGGUUGUCAGCCUGUUAUUGGAUAGGAAAGCGAACGUGGAGCACCGCGCCAAAACCGGCUUAACGCCACUCAUGGAGGCAGCGAGCGGUGGUUACGUGGAGGUUGGCCGAGUGCUCCUUGAUAAGGGGGCGGAGGUUAACGCAACUCCCGUCCCAUCUUCGAGGGAUACUGCUCUGACUAUAGCCGCUGACAAAGGGCAUGUACGAUUUGUAGAGCUGUUGCUCUGUCGAGGAGCUGCCGUCGAGGUUAAGAACAAGAAAGGAAACUCGCCGCUAUGGUUGGCCGCCAACGGAGGCCAUCUGAACGUCGUCGAGUUACUCUAUAAUCUGUCCGCAGACAUUGACUCUCAGGACAACCGCAAAGUUUCUUGCCUGAUGGCGGCUUUUCGCAAGGGCCACACGAAAGUCGUCAAAUGGAUGGUUUCACAUGUUUCUCAGUUCCCUAGCGAUCAAGAGAUGAUCCGUUACAUAUCAACGGUGAGCGAUAAAGAACUGCUGGAGAAAUGCCAGGAAUGUGUGAAAAUCAUUCGCGCCGCUAAAGAGACUCAAGCAGCAAAGGCUAACAAGAACGCGUCCAUUCUUCUCGAGGAGUUGGAUAUGGAAAAGAACCGUGAAGAAUCGAAGAAAGCCGCGGCCGCGCGUCGCAGAGAGCGCAAGAAGAAAAAGAAGCUGGAGAAAAAGGAGGAAAAGCGAAAACUCACCGAAGAGAACAAAAAGAACGAGGAUUAUGACGAGAAGAACGAUGAAGAUCUUGAUAAGGCGGCGGACGAUGAUGACACGGUGCAAGAGAACAACGUGAGCCCCAUCAUGAAUGGAGGCGGUGAAUCUGCGGCAGAUAAAGAGGAAGGUGAUAGUGGUAUUGAUGCAAACAGUCAAGGAAGCUGCUCUAGCAACGACGUGAAAACUAAUCAGAAGAGAAAGGAUAAGAAAAAGAAGAAAGGUCAGGCUGCUGCAGCGCAAAGCACAAGCCGCGGAAGCGCGGCUGGUAGCAGUAGCAGCAGCAUUCAGAAAGCUGACACAAAGACAGAGGAGAAACGCAAUAGAGACGCAGCGGAAACGUCCUCGAAAACGGAAAGUAGCAGCAAGGGCAACAAAGUGGCCCAAGCGAGGAAGGGUUUGGUGUUCGACUCAUCCACUCGCAGCCCUGCUGAAAGGGAUGAUUUCGAAGCAACUGGUGACAGUUUUGUUUCUGCCAAAAGCAGCGGCAGCAGCAAGAAAGAAGAUUUACAAUCUUCCAGUUCUAAAUUGAACUCUUCGACAAGUCCCAAGCAAGCUGGGAAACAAAGAGAGGACGGAUGGAAAGAAGUUGUCAGAAAAUCGUCGGUACAAACUGUUGCUACCAGCAGUGGUAGCGAAUCUGGUGUGAAGAAGGUGUCCGUACCGCUGAACGCCAUUUCUCGGGUUAUUGGACGUGGUGGAAGCAACAUUAACGCGAUCCGAGGGGCGACCGGCGCCCACAUCGAAGUCGAGAAGCAAAGCAAGGGCCAAGGCGAAAGGAUCAUAACGAUCAAGGGAACGACCGAGGCUACGAGGCAAGCGCACUCUCUUAUUGCUAUUUUGAUCAGAGAUCCAGACGUGGACAUACUACAGAUGUUGCCGAAAACAAAUAAGGUUCCAUCCUCUGUUUCCACUUCGUUAUGGGACAAAACCCAGAUUGGAACUAAGAAGGUGGCAGGAAAAGUAAUGACGAGCCAAGCAGUUUCAUCAACAGUUACAACGUCGUGCAUAACGGUGGUCACAACCGCGAGUCAACAAAAAUCAAUGUUAUUGUCUCCCUUUGCCCCAUGUCGCUUCAAGACCACGACCAUUACGUCGCGUGCUACACCCACCGCCGCAGCCGCGUGCUCCGCCCCUACACCUAGACUGCCUGCUAGCGGCUCCGUCCCACAACCCGAAAAGAUAGCAGUUCCAUCUUCGUCCUCCGUUUACCAACGCAACAUAGUCACUGCCGCCGCCAACUCAUCCACCACAACGACAACUACCACGACCCGAUCGACGGGCGUCAAAACAUCGAGCCAGACGUUCGCCGCUAAACUGACGGAAAUCAAUCAGAACUCGCAACUGCUGGUGUCAGUUUCGAGCAGCAGUAGCAACAGCAAAUCUAGAUUGAUGCCGCAGCAACAGCAGACGUCUCCACAAAAUCAGCCAAGUAACCAAUCCUCGCCGAAACACCAUCACAGUAGGCCGACGCCCACAUCAUCUGCACCACCCAACAUGCAGCACUAUCCGACGAGCAAUAAGCCGUUCUCCGCAUCGGUCUUGCCCACAUCCAACGACCUCGUGAUCAGCCAACCCUGCAGUCCAACACCCCUACUUCAGAGUUCCUGUGUCCAUUCUCACGAUCCAGAGACGAUUCAAACUACAACGGUGACCACCACUCAGGUCUACUCGUUGUUCAACACACUGACGCAGCAGCCUACUUGGAAGAACGAGGCACAGAAGCCGGCUAACUUUGCAACUGUGACUGGAGGCUCAUCGCAAAACAAGUACGCCGACGAUGAACCGCAGGUGGACGCCUCCAAAGCACCUGGUUAUCGGGGAACGGCUGUCUGUUCGCCAGUCUCCUCCAAGACCAGCAGCAACAGCACCACACCACCGAACCUGCCCAACUACUACGGAGACAGCAAGGGUCCGCUUCCGCCCAUUGGCAGCAACCUUUCGCAUAACAGGCCGCAAGCGAACAAUAGCAGCAACGAUGUGCCGCAUUACUUCCCGUCGAAUAACCAUCUAUCGGACUCGAGUCACUUCAAGAGCAACUAUUCGGAGUCCGCACCGAUAUUGGCGGAUUCCACGCCCCUUCUGCAAGCUUUCCAGGGCAAUUCCAUGCAGCAGCACUUGAACUUUUCUCAGCAGCAGCAACAGCAGCCCCCCGUUAGCAUCUCCAGGCUCAAUCCGAAAGCGCCCGAUUUCUCGAGCAGCAUGCACAUGAGCAAGAACCAGAUGUACAACGGCUACCAAAACUCCUACCCACCUCCAAUUGCGAAGCCGAUGUUGAACUACCAUCGUAGGGAAUUACCACCACAGCCACAACCACCACCACCUCAGACACAGGGGAACAACAACUGGGCUAUGCUACAGAUGCCCUUCAGUCAUCAACACAACGACAUCAUGACCGGAAUGGCCGGUUUGACCCUGCAACAUAUCGUACGUGCGACGGAGGCUAUGAUGGAGAACGGUGCUGGAGACAUGGGGAAUAACUCGCCUGCGAUGUCUCCGAAUCUUCCACCAGCGCACCAACUUCUUAUGAACGAGAACCAUUACUUGGAGGAUCGCAACAAACCGCAGCCCAUUGGCACUGAGCGCGCACGCAAGUCGUCCUUCAAUCCAUCUGGUAGCGGAAACGCCAGUACACCCACCAACGAUGCCAGCAGUUGGAUGAACAACCAAUGGUCGCGCACCAAUCUGGAACCCUUUCUCGGCAGGAACUCGUCUCUCUAUAACGAAGAUAUCCACAUAAUCGAUUCGACGCUACAACAUGGCAUACCGCCAAUGGAGCCCAAUUUUAACAUGAAUAUGUCACGCCAAUUUUACUACCCACAAUCGCAGCAGCAACAACAACAGCAGCAGCAACCGCCUCAGCAGCAGAUGUCUGCUGUUGCCUCUGUCGCAGGCGCAACUGGCAUUCAACACGACUUUCCCUCAGAUCUUAAAUCAGAUUUGGCCACUUGGGAGGCAAGGCAGAACAUGGCUGAGUUGCAAGAUAAACAGCGCAGAUGGUCGAAUAUGAACAACCGAUGGAAUCCGUAAAGGAAUAAUCACACCAGUAUCUAAAACAGACAAAAACAAACAAACAACAACAAAAUCAUUUUAUGUUUCUUUACAUAUUUUCUUUUUAUUUUAUU